Molecule: messenger RNA, 563 nt
Organism: Zea mays
Lineage: Eukaryota; Viridiplantae; Streptophyta; Magnoliopsida; Poales; Poaceae
Exons: 2
Coding region: 35-379 (114 amino acids)
Source: RefSeq, marked validated
UCUACAAAACACUCCCUUGCUCUAAGCACAACUGAUGGACCACUACAAAACACUCCCUUGCUCGAAUCCGCUAAGCACAGGCCCAAACCGUCCACUUGGAAACUCGAAGCCCAUCCUGUCUUUCCUUUGCGUCAGUCGUCUUCGACGCAAGGAGAAUUGGGAAUUCAGGAAUCAGGAUGCGGCUCUCCUUCCCCCUUGUCGCCGGCGCCGUCGUGAUCGGAGUGAUUUCUGGGAAUGUUAUAUUUGGGCCACCGCUUCAGAAGUACUGGGCAGAGAAGCAGCAGCAAGAGGCAGCAAAAGAAGGCCAAGCUGGUUCAACCUGACAAAAUGUCCUCCCCUUCUGCAGUUACACGGAGAAAUGUGUACUCCUCGGUCCUGAACUAGCAUCGGCUUUUGUUAGCAUUGGUUACAUUUAGUUGCCCAAGUUUUCGGCGCUGGAAGAAGACACCGUGCAAUGCACAGAAAGAUUUGAAAAACGUUUAAAUGCUGGUUGAUCUCAUUCUGAAAUACAGUACCUUUGAUGAAUGCACCGUGCAAGACACGGUGGAGACACCUUCGAAUGA